Messenger RNA from Pollicipes pollicipes, 799 nucleotides. RefSeq names its product glutamyl-tRNA(Gln) amidotransferase subunit C, mitochondrial (gene GatC). The transcript is spliced from 2 exons. The record is from RefSeq and is a predicted model, not a curated record. Gene Ontology annotation, cellular component: glutamyl-tRNA(Gln) amidotransferase complex; mitochondrion. NCBI's taxonomy places the organism in Eukaryota, Metazoa, Arthropoda, Thecostraca, Pollicipedomorpha, Pollicipedidae. Gene Ontology annotation, biological process: mitochondrial translation; glutaminyl-tRNAGln biosynthesis via transamidation; regulation of translational fidelity. The coding region runs from base 135 to 653 and encodes 172 amino acids.
GAAGUGCAUGACUCGUUACUGCGACAGUGUGACGGUAUCGUAAGGGGCAUUUCGUCAUCUUAAAUCAAUGCCACUGGGCUCCAAAUUGAUUGAAGCGUGAAGCUAUUUGGAGGUACUUCUGGCAGCUCAGUAACAUGAUCAGUAAAAUGAGGCUUGUGAAUCCAUUUCCUGUCUACUGUCUUUUAAGAGCGUGGAAGUCUGGAGUCACUUCUGUGAAGAAUGUUUCUUCUUAUCAUUAUAUACCUUCAUGCCCUACAACCAUUGACACAAGACAGCAUGCUGGAGCACCUAUAGUUACUGAAGAAGAUAUUAUAUUAUUAGAGAGACUGUCAUUGGUAGACUUUGGGAAUAGACAAGGAGUGCAAAGGUUGACAGAGGCUAUCAAGUUUGCUGACACAAUAAGGGAUGUCUGCACUGAGGGGAUUGAGCCGCUCUAUACUGUGCUGGAAGAUAGGAACCUGCGGCUGCGGCCGGACGUGGUGGAAGAGGCGCCGUCAGUGGACGAAAUCACCUCAUGCGCCGCCCUCACCGAGGACGACUACUUCGUGGCGCCGCCCGGGAAUGUGCCGCUAGAGGUGCUCAACACGUACCAGGAGGAGGCAGCCGCGCCAGCACGAGAGCGCGAGGACCGGUUGGCCGAUGAGACCCUCUGAGCCACCUCGGGGUGUCACCAGUGUCGUCGGCCAGUCCGUGUCCGGGUAAUGUGUGAGUAAGUGCGACAGAUGUCGACAUCGCUCGUGUGAUUCAUCAGUUGUGAUUACUGUCGUCUCAUUGAAGCUGAAUACACUCAUCGCCAAUG